Jaculus jaculus (lesser Egyptian jerboa) is the source of this 1392-nucleotide messenger RNA. RefSeq names its product UPF0500 protein C1orf216-like. The coding region runs from base 1 to 690 and encodes 229 amino acids. The record is from RefSeq and is a predicted model, not a curated record. The transcript has a single exon. Lineage: Eukaryota; Metazoa; Chordata; Mammalia; Rodentia; Dipodidae.
AUGUUUGCCAUCCAUCCAGGGCUAGCUGAGGGGGCUCAGUUUGUGGGGAGCCUGCCUCUUGGAGUAUGUCAGCCCAAACUGCAACCAGACAGCAAUUCCAACUUCGUGGAGAAUGCCAAGGAUGCCAAGGAGAAUUGGCAUGGGAUGCCAGGUAAUGUGGAACCCAUCCUGAUGAGGAACUCCUCCGAGUUACCCUCUGAUAACCAAGCCUUCCGAGGCACUGGGUUCCCUGAGGGGCGAGUCCGCAGCCCCCCAGAGGGAGCAGAGAUCCAUGGUGCUGAGCCUGAAAAGUUGGGUGGUGCCCGCAGUGUCUGCUCCCCUCUGGAGGACAUCGGCUAUGCUAGCAGCUCCUUGAGCAUCGAUAGCCUUAGCAGCAGUCCAGAGUCUUCCUCCGAGAACCCCGGAGGUCCUGGUACCCCAGAUCCCCUUCUGCCCUGUGUGGCUCAGGCUGUGCAGCAGCUGCAGGCUCAGGAGCGCUACAUGGAGCUGGAGAAGGAGAAACAUCAUGUGCACUUGGUGAUGUACCGUCGCUUGACACUGCUUCAGUGGAUCCGGGCCCUGAAGCACCAGUUGGUAGACCAGCAGUCCAGGCUGCAGGAGAGCUUUGACACCAUCCUGGACAACCGGAAGGAGCUUAUCCGUUGUCUCCAGCAGAGGGCAGCACCUUCCAGGGCCCAGGACCAGGGCUAAGCCUGUACCUACCAGAAGUGUGCAGGAGUGUGUGUGUGUGUGUGUGUGUGUGUGUGUGUGUGUGUGUGUGUAUUUCCAGGCCCGUGUGUGAUUGUGCACAAGUGAUUACAUGAUUAUGUGUUGGCAUGAGUGGAUAAGCAUUGGUGAGUGUGUGUGCACUAACCUGUAGGGAGGUGUAUGUGUGUGAGUGAGCUUAAAUGUGCCAUGUAUGUAUGUAAGGGUAUGUUUUUGUAUGCAUGUGUGAAUAGGAACGUGUGUAUGUGCCUGAGGGAGGAUGUCCAUUCAGAAGAUAUGUGUACAUAUGUGUCAGUUUAGUAUACAGGCUUGUGUUGCAUGUGAAUGAACUUUUGUGUGUUCAGGCUUGCGUGUGCAAGCACAGGCAUGAAAGCGUCUGUUAGAAACGGGUGUGUUUGCAGAGUGAUUGAUGAGCAGGUGCAUGCAAAUAUACAUUCAGUUGCAUUUGCAGUGCCUCCACUCAUCCUGUGUUCCCCAAGGUCUACCCCAGCCCUUUUCUUCAUUGGGUCUCACUGCUUCCUGGCCUAGCCACUUCUCUGAGGGCUAUGGCUGACCCUUUCUUCUGGGACUCAAUGCUUCCUCUCAUCCUUCCUGCCCAUUGCUUGACCCAGACUUUGCCUGGCUAUGGCUGCUGUCCUGAUGUUGGCCUUUCUGUAAGAUGUGUGUGCGUGUGUGUGUGUGUGUGUG